CCGGGUCAUAUGCCGGGGGCGGGGCAGGCCCGCGCGCUGCUCCUCGGGGCUCCGCUGGUGGCCGCGUCGGGUCUUCUCGCGUCGCGGAGCGACACCGGCUCUCUCUGUCCCUCCGUCCGUCUGUCUUUCUGCCUGUCCCCGCUGCCGCGCCAUGUCCCCCGCCGCCGCCGUGGCCCGGGUGCUGGCGCUGGCCGCCCUGCUGGUGCUGAGCCCGGCGGGGGCAGCCCGGCAGUCGCGGAGGCCCAACGUGGUGCUCAUCCUCACCGACGACCAGGACGUCUGUCUGGGCGGCAUGACACCCCUAAAGAAGACUAAUGCCCUCAUUGCGCAGAUGGGAAUAACCUUCCUAAAUGCAUACGUUCCCAGUGCGCUUUGCUGUCCCAGCCGAGCUAGCAUUUUAACGGGAAAAUAUCCACAUAAUCAUCAUGUUGUCAAUAACACUCUGGAAGGAAACUGUAGCAGCAAGUUAUGGCAGAAGAUUCAAGAACCAUACACCUUCCCAGCACUGCUCAAAUCUAUGUGUGGUUAUCAAACGUUCUUUGCUGGAAAGUAUUUGAAUGAGUACGGAGCAGAGGAUGCAGGGGGAGUAGGUCAUGUCCCUCCUGGAUGGAGUUUCUGGUAUGCUUUGGAGAAAAAUUCAAAGUACUACAACUAUACUCUAUCAGUAAACGGCAAAGCACGAAGGCAUGGUGAGAACUACAGCGUAGAUUAUCUGACAGAUGUACUGGCCAACAUGUCAUUGGACUUCUUGGAGUAUAAAUCUAAUUUCGAACCUUUCUUUAUGAUGAUCUCAACCCCAGCACCGCACUCUCCUUGGACAGCUGCUCCACAGUAUUCAAAGAGCUUUCAGAAUGUCAGUGCACCAAGAAACAGCAAUUUUAAUAUUCAUGGAAAGAACAAGCACUGGUUAAUUCGACAGGCAAAGACUCCAAUGACUAACUCUUCAAUACAGUUUCUUGACGAUGCUUACAGAAAGCGGUGGCAGACUCUGCUGUCAGUAGACGACCUGAUAGAGAAACUAGUGAAGAAACUGGAAUUGAAUGGAGAAUUAGACAACACGUACAUCUUUUACACAUCAGACAAUGGCUUCCACACUGGCCAGUUUUCUUUGCCAAUAGACAAACGGCAGCUGUAUGAGUUUGAUAUCAAAGUUCCAUUGUUAGUUCGAGGACCAGGGAUAAAACCAAAUCAGACAAACAAGAUGCUUGUUGCAAAUAUUGAUUUGGGUCCCACUAUUCUGGAUAUCGCGGGGUAUGACUUGAAUAAGACCCAGAUGGAUGGAAUGUCACUAUUGCCGCUGUUGAGAGGAGACAAAAAUGUGACGUGGAGAUCAGACUUCUUGGUGGAGUACCAAGGAGAAGGAUACAACGGCAGUGAUCCCACCUGUCCUGGCCUAGGACCUGGUGUCACACACUGCUUCCCAGACUGCGUCUGUGAAGAUUCCUAUAACAACACGUAUGCUUGUGUGAGGACGCUGUCAACCUCCUGGGAUCUGCAGUACUGCGAGUUUGAUGACCGGGAGGUGUUUGUGGAAGUGUAUAACUUGACUGCUGAUCCACACCAGAUCACUAACAUUGCUAAAACAAUUGAUCAAGAAAUUCUAGAAAAGAUGAACUACCGAUUAAUGAUGCUGCAGUCCUGUUCUGGAGCAACUUGCCGUACACCAGGUGUCUUUGAUCCUGGGUACAGGUUUGACCCACGGCUCAUGUUCGGCAAUCACGGUGUUCGGGCUCGGAGGUUUUCUGGACAGUCCUUAUAAGGCAUUUAAGAGCCUCUUGCAAUCAGCUCCUGCUGACCGGUUUCUCCAGUGACUGCAGCAGGUCUGUCUCUGUAACUCUCCUUGAUCACAGCUGGAAGACUAUUAAUGGGCUAUUCAAACCCUGUGCGGAAGAAAAACCCUUGUCUUUAGCUGGUUGCCUUGUGCAAUAUGUAUAUUUUACAGCUGAACUGUAACUCCAAAUUGUUAGACACAGCUAAUCUGUCUUGCUCAGAGAGUUGAUUACCAUCUUUGUCUUUCAAGUACCUUUUCAUAUCACGGGCACAGAGGUGAACCUAUGCCUAUGAAUCUGAAUGGUUUAUUUUGUUCUAAAAAUCAAUAACUGCAUAUUUGAGUCAGGUCAGAUAGGCAGGUGCUAUUGCACAGUAAUGCUCACCCAUAUUCAGUGUCAUAGACCUUCUAAAAAGCUAUGUUUAAUUAUAGGUUUCCUCUACAGAGCUCAAAGCUGUUAAUGACAAUAGCAAACUAGCCCAAAAUAGUGUAGGAAGGCAUUAGUCAAAACUGUAGUAUCUGACUAGCAAGUGUCUUGUGCGGAAUUAAAAUCCGUGUGCUAAGUAUUUUCUUUCAAGGAGACCACUUCAAAUGAGACCAAUGAAUUUUGUCAGACAGCUUUGGUAGCUUGCAAACAAGAAUGUAAUUUCAACCUCCUUCUAGUUUGAAAUGCUGGAAUGGGUUACUAUGUACUACUGAAAAAAACUCUUAGGGUUUAAUAUAGGCUUCCUAGUGAGUUAGAGUGUUGAGACUAACAGGUAUUCAAAUAAGUGUGCCUGUGUUUUGAGCUAACUCUUAAGUCUGCUUUAAUGCAUGAACAGAAGUAAUACGAAAAAAAUUCCACCAAAAAAAAAACCCCUAGGGCACCACAGUAUAGUUGAUCUGUCUUUAACCUCCAAAUGUCUUGAACUGUCUAGCAUCGUAUGUUGAUUAGAUUCUUGAGGGUAAAUUAUUUUGAGAGCAAACUAGCCAAAAAUAAAUAAAUCAUUGCUCACUAGAAGUUAGGCUAAGAGGGCUAUUUUAGGCAGUUUAAGUGCUUCAUAGAGUGUUGCUUUUUGGUUGAGACAUAACUACUCAGAACCUGCAGGAAGUGGCCUUCACACCAAAGGACUGACAUCAGCUGUCUGACUGCAGUACCCUAUCGCUUGGCUUCCCUUUGGAGGGGUGAGGUUGUCUUUUCAGCCUUCUGAUCAGACUUAUCUGAAAUGCAGCCAUCACUCUCACACAAACUUGAGUAUCUUUCUAAAUCAUGAAAAACACCCAAACUUAUGUUAGCGUGUAACUUCUGUGUAGAUCCAUUGGCAAAAAGCCCCCUAGAAACACUGACUUGUGUACCUUGUGCAAGACAAGUUCAUGUUGCUUGUGGGCAAAUCGACUGUGUUAUCAGGCAAGAUAAUCUUUCCCUUGUCAAACAAACUGUGGCACAACUGCUUAGUUGUUAGUUCUCGCAGACCUUUUACCCAAACAGAGAGCGUGGUCAUUUCAACUCCUGUCACACAAAACCUUCUACUAAGUAAUCAUUACGUAGGCAAAGUAUGACUCUUGCAAAACUGUGAAGGUGCAUACCUGGGUGCACAGAUCUACAAACUGGAUACAAGCAGUGCUACAGUAGAAGUUGAACUUCCUUUGCUUUUAAUUCUGAAGCACAGUAGUUGUCCUUCAUGGAGCUUAGAGUUACAAACUUCUGUGAUGGUCUACAGGUUGGAUUUUACAGAGAUUUUGUCUCAAAUCGAGCUCAUUGUUUCAAAUCUCUAGUGUGACCAAAUAUUUGGAGACAAAGUCACUCAAAAGGUGACUUUUCAGCUGGGGCAUCUGUAUAAAAGCAGAGGGUUUUAGAUAUUCAAACUACUUACACGCUUUCAAAUCCUCAGGACUUGUUUUUCCUCCACUACAACUGUAGCUUUAUCCUGUUCUUUGUUUCUCAAGCCUUAGUAUUGCCCAUCAAUACCCUUCAGGCUCUGUUUUGUCUUGAAAAACAAAACCAAAGUUGUUUUUGUGCAUUUUCUUGCACACUGAGCUAAACCUGAAGUUCAUUUAUGGGGUGUUUUGCUCAGGUAGUUGUAGCAACUUAGACUUGUUCUUUGUUUAAACUUUUUUUGGUAGCUGUGUGGAGGCUAGAGUGAAAUACAUUGAUUGCUGGACAUUGAACCCUCAACAGUUCUAUCAAACCUAGGUCAUAGGUCAAGUUUCUACUUGACUUAAGUUUCAGGGCAGGUCAUGUGUGUUACGAUGCUUCUUAAUAGAAAAAAACCUGUUAUGAGUACAGAUGUGUAACUUUAACACUAUCAUUUUUUAAAGUGAUCUUAAGCCAUAACAAGGAAAUUUUCUCUUCAAUUAUUUACCUUUUUCCCCCCUAAUAGCUAACAUGAAAAUUGACAGAACUGAUACAGAUUAUUCAGUAUGUGUGACCAGGUGUUUCACCCAAAUUAACACUCUUGCUAUCUGCACACACCUGUAAAGCGUUCCCUCUGUAUCUAGGCUCAAUAACUUAACCCACUCUGUCAGAGAACCACACUGUACCUGAAAUCUGUGAUAGGUAGUAAAUGAAUUAAACUGAAAUUCAGAAUUAAAUCAGUCGGUCCUUACUUAACCAAAAAGAGAACAGCAGUUCAGGAAAAUAACUGCUUCACUCCCAUCUUUUGAUAAAGAUUUAACUGUUCCACAAAAGCACAUGGUUGUCGGAAGAACAGGAACCAACAGCUGCCUGCCUUCUGCUGCUUUUAGAGGAGUUUGUCACUUGUCUGGUGUCUGUUUCAGCUAAUUCUGAGUCUUUUUACAGCCUUGAAUGAACAGUGUUAAUUCUUAUCCUUGCUGAUUAGAAAAAUACUAUGAAGGAACUUUGACACUUACCCAGAUCUGAUUCCCAGCUGAAUGGUUUUUAGAACUAAGUGGUCUUCCUAGAUAUUCCAUUUCAUAUGCUAUUUGACCACAGCUGUACCUGCACCCUAUUACUAAAGGCUAAAUGAAAGGGCCUUACUGCUACAGAGUUGGGUUUAGGUAAAAUGUGAUUUUUUUAUAUAUAUUUUUUUAAAAAUCAUCAUCAAAAGCAGAGCUGUGAAUUUUAGUGAUCUGAUCUGGUAAAGUAGGUACUAUAGAGGGAGAAAUACAGUUAAUGACUUUAUUUACAUUAUCCUAAACCAAACACCAUGCAGUAUCAUCACUUCCAGCAUAAGUGAAUACAGUUAGUAUGUGCUUACCCAGCAUAGGCCCAGUAAAUUGGGCUGCUUCAUUUCAAGGAAUAAAGCUGUAACAGGGACACAUAAAUGCAAACACACACCCGAAGCCAGUAUUAGCACCUUUUCAAUCAAGUUAAGUUUAAGACUGAUUCUACAAGCUAAAUACAAUAUUUCAUCAUAAUGAAACAGCUGUCAUUUGUUGUGAUUUAAUUAAAAUGGAUUUUAUUUGUAUUAUACUCUCUCUGUACGUGAGCAUACUUUGCUGUAGCAUGUUGUGAGCAUACUUAACUUCUGCUGUUUGGAACGUUUGUUUAGAAAGUGCCCUUCCAGAGGACCCUGUUCACUGCUGCACUUUUGGGAAAUUAAAAAUAAACUGCCUAUCAAACUUCC
This is a messenger RNA of Phalacrocorax carbo (great cormorant), 5334 nucleotides long. The record is from RefSeq and is a predicted model, not a curated record. Lineage: Eukaryota; Metazoa; Chordata; Aves; Suliformes; Phalacrocoracidae.